AUGUCAAAGAUUUUCGCUGUGACAGCCAUUGCACACAACAUGAAAAAUUUCGACGGAGCUUUUAUACUACAACACAUUUUUUCGAAUAUAUCACGUUGGCAGCCAAAAGUUAUAAAGCAAGGUAUGAAAAUAUUAUCGAUAACAUGCGGUGGUUCGAUACGGUUCAUAGACAGUUUGAAUUUUAUUCAGCUAGCACUGGCGUCAUUUCCUAAAACUUUUAAAUUAGAAGGUGGUAAAGGAUACUUUCCUCAUUAUUUCAACACGUUAGAAAAUCAAAAUUACACCGGAGACAUACCAUCAGUCGAGUAUUACGGUUGUGAUGUCAUGAAAAAGAACGAACGCAGAGAUUUCAUGGAGUGGCAUCGUCGGCAAGUUGCCGAUAAUUAUGUAUUCACCAUGAAAAAUGAGAUAAUAAAAUAUUGUGUAUCCGAUGUUGAUAUUUUGAGGAGAGGAUGCUUGAAAUUUCGCGAAUGUUUUACGGAGAGCUGCAAUGUAGACCCUUUGUUAGAGUGUAUAACUAUUGCGUCAUCAUUUAAUCUCGUAUUUAGGAGAAACUUUUUAAAACCCAACACAAUAGGUAUUAUACCUACAGGGGGUUAUAGAGGUAGGGAUCGGCAUAGUAAGAUAGCCGUAGCUUGGCUACUAUGGCAAGAGUAUACAUUGCAAUGCCGAAGUAAGCACGCUGGAAAUGGUCCAGAGGUUCGUUUGCGAGAAAAUAUCGUGGUCGACGGAUUUUGCAGCGAAACAAACACCGUUUUUGAAUUUUCCGGAUGCUUCUGGCAUGGGUGCCCUAGAUGCUUUCCCGAUUUUGAUUCUGAAUUGGCCGACAGAAAUGAGCUGAUGGUUACGCGGUAUGAACGAACUAUAUUUAAAAACGAACGCAUCAAAAAUAACGGCUAUAAUUUGAAUGUAUUAUGGGAGUGUGAUUUUCGUAAACAAAUAACGGAAAACCGGGAACUAAAGCAGUUUGUAGAUAAUCAUUUAUUUUCAAAAAACACACCCCUCAAUCCGCGCGACAGUUUUUACGGUGGUCGUACGAACGCGUCACAGUUAUAUUACAAAUGUCAACCAGGUGAGAGAAUACUGUAUUUCGAUGUUUGCUCGUUGUACCCGUACGUAAACAAGUACGGUCGGUACCCUGUCGGUCAUCCUACAGCCAUUCAUGUCGGCCAUCCAGAUUGCGUAAAAGUCGAUCUAAACAAAGUCCAUGGUUUCAUUAAAUGUAUUGUUUUACCACCUGUUUCGUUGUAUCACCCUGUUCUGCCGUACAAAUGUAAUGGUAAAUUAACUUUUCCUCUUUGCAAAACGUGUGUUGAAACCUUGUAUGAACAAGAUUGCCCGCACAACGACGGACAGCGUCAGUUUACGGGUACUUUCGUUGCAGACGAGUUACGUAAGGCUUUGAAGUUAAAUUACAGAAUUAUCGAAAUUUUUGAAAUCUGGGAAUACGACACCGUAAAAUACGACCCAGAAACUAAAACAGGUGGGUUGUUUUCGGAGUACGCAAACACGUUUUUAAAAAUAAAGCAAGAGUGUAGCGGGUGGCCUACAUGGUGUAAUACAGAACACGAGAAAGACAACUACAUUCGCGAGUAUUACGAUCGUGAGGGGGUUAAAUUAGAAAAAAACAAAAUAUGCAAGAAUCCAGGGUUACGUUUCUUGGCCAAAUUAAUGCUCAAUUCAUUUUGGGGCAAAUUCAGGCAGAGACAAAAUCUGCAGCAGACUGCUAUCAUUGAUCAGCCUUACAAGCUGUUCGAAAUGUUUGCAUCACCCGGUCGUUGCGUCAAUAACUUAACCGUUAUCAAUCCUGAAGUACUCCUAGUAAAUUGGGAGCGCGUGGAGGAGGAUAUAUUGGCUUCUAGCACCACUAAUGUAGCUAUCGCUAGUUAUACUACUGCUUCGGCACGUUUAGUUCUUUAUCAUUUUUUGGAAAAGUUGGGACGACGAGUAUUAUAUUACGACACUGACAGUGUUUCCUUCACUGCCAAACCAGGCGAAUGGGUACCUGAUACCGGCGACUUUUUAGGCCAGCUAACCGACGAAUUAGCUGAUUAUGGUAGAGGUAGUUACAUUACGGAAUUUGUGAGCGGCGGACCUAAAAAUUACGCCUAUGAAUUCUUGAAUGCUAACAAAGGGAUAAUUGAGCCAGUAUGUAAGGUGAAGGGUAUAACUCUACACUACUCCAAUAAUCAAAAAGUUAAUUUUAACGUAUUAAAAUCGAUGAUUCUGGAUAAAGAGGCUCCAAACGUGGUCGAAGUAAUCGAUAAACAAAUUUUUAAAGAUAAUUUUUUUAAUAUAUUAACGAAAGACGCAACAAAAAAGUAUAGAGUAAACUAUACUAAACGUCGUAGGUUAAGCAAUUCAUACGAUACGCUCCCGUACGGGCACAAAGGAGCGCUUUAG
Messenger RNA from Zophobas morio, 2403 nucleotides. RefSeq lists its product as uncharacterized. The record is from RefSeq and is a predicted model, not a curated record. The transcript has a single exon. NCBI's taxonomy places the organism in Eukaryota, Metazoa, Arthropoda, Insecta, Coleoptera, Tenebrionidae. Gene Ontology annotation, biological process: DNA replication. The coding region runs from base 1 to 2403 and encodes 800 amino acids. Gene Ontology annotation, molecular function: nucleotide binding; DNA-directed DNA polymerase activity; DNA binding.